AUGGCCUCUGGUGCUCGCGACACAUUACCACUUAACAUCAUGCGCAGCCGCAAGGCGGAUGAGGUGAACAGAGACAUCAGCGCCACCGCCGAUCGUUUCCGUCAACGCUAUGAAGGCAAAGAAGCCUCUGUGCAUGGCCGUAAGGAAGAGACCACAACUAUGGUAAAUGAAUACUACGACCUCGUUACAGACUUUUAUGAGUAUGGCUGGGGACAGAACUUUCACUUUGCCCCUGCUUACAGUGGAGAAACCUUUUAUGAGUCUCUCGCCCGCCAUGAGUUCUUCCUUGCCUAUCAAGCACAGUUUAAACCUACAGACACGGUAUUGGAUCUUGGUUGUGGUGUGGGUGGCCCAGCACGUAAUAUUGUCCGCUUCGCCGGCUGUAAUGUGAUGGGUGUGAAUAACAAUGAAUAUCAAAUCUCACGUGGUCGUCGUCAUGACACCCGACUUGGAAUGAACAGUAAGAUUAACUACGUCAAGACAGAUUUCUGUGAUAUGUGCUUUGGUGAUAAUGAAUAUGAUGGUGCCUAUGCCAUUGAGGCCACCUGCCAUGCCACAGAUAAGGUGAAGUGUUACAGUGAAGUAUUCCGUGUGAUUAAGCCUGGCAGUUACUUUGUGCUUUAUGAGUGGUGUACCACCGAUAAGUAUGAUCACAGUAAUGAGGAACACCGCCGUAUUCGCCAUGGAAUUGAACUUGGUGACAGUCUUCCCGAUUUGGAAACCACACAUCAAGUGAUUAAAGCCCUUGAGGCCUCUGGUUUUAUUGUGGAGGACAGUUUUGAUAUGGUGGAGCGAUUUGAAACCGGGGCAUUAAAGAAUACCCCAUGGUAUGGUCCACUGCAGGGAAAUUACAUGACGAUGUCUGGACUGAAAGCCACACCGCUGGGACGUUGGGUGACAAAUAAAAUGUGCCGCGUGUUGGAGUUAUUUGGAGUGGCACCGAAGGGGACUUAUAAGGCGACGGAGAUUCUUGAAGAGGCGGCGGUGAAUCUCGUGCGGGGUGGGGAGUUGGGCAUCUUCACACCUUCCUUCUUUGUAAAGGCACGUAAGCCACUCCCAGGGGAGAAACCACAGAGGAAGAACUGA
Molecule: messenger RNA, 1086 nt
Organism: Trypanosoma theileri
Lineage: Eukaryota; Euglenozoa; Kinetoplastea; Trypanosomatida; Trypanosomatidae
Product: putative sterol 24-c-methyltransferase
Exons: 1
Coding region: 1-1086 (361 amino acids)
Biological process (GO): sterol biosynthetic process
Cellular component (GO): endoplasmic reticulum
Molecular function (GO): sterol 24-C-methyltransferase activity
Source: RefSeq, a predicted model, not a curated record